Molecule: messenger RNA, 603 nt
Organism: Lodderomyces beijingensis
Lineage: Eukaryota; Fungi; Ascomycota; Pichiomycetes; Serinales; Debaryomycetaceae
Source: the annotation of a GenBank genome assembly
AUGGCACCACUUUUCGAUCCCAAAGAGAAGCAGCUAUCAGUAGCAUUCGUAUGCCUAGGCAAUAUGUAAGUGUCGCUCACACACACCGCAAUGAAGUAAAAAAAAAAAAAAAAAGAAAAAAAACUCAAUCUCGAGACGUACUAACACACACACAAAAAAAGAUGCCGGUCACCAAUGGCAGAAGCGAUAUUCAAGCAUAAAGUCCAACAAGGCGGGUACGCUCCGUAUUUCAAGAAUAUAGAGUCCUUCGGCACUUCAGGGUGGCACAUUGGCGAGUCGCCCGACUCGCGUUCAGCGCGCACUUGUCGCAAACACGGCGUUCCUGUUGCGCACCAUGCGCAACAGAUCAGCAGCAAGGAUUUCGAGCGGUUUGAUUUCGUGAUUGGCAUGGAUGAGAGCAAUUUGAGCGACUUGAAGUAUAUGCGGCCCAAGGGCAACAAAUCCGUCGUUGACGUGUUUGGCAGAUGGAGAAGCAACAUGGAGUUCGACAGGAUUGUCAGCGAUCCGUACUAUGGAGGCAAUGACGGUUUUGAAUACAACUUCAAGCAAAUUUCACAUUUUUCGGAUGAGUUUUUGAAGAAUGAAGUUGGUACUUUGGAAUAG